Molecule: messenger RNA, 711 nt
Organism: Dentiscutata heterogama
Lineage: Eukaryota; Fungi; Glomeromycota; Glomeromycetes; Diversisporales; Gigasporaceae
Source: the annotation of a GenBank genome assembly
AUGCUGGCUUCUAUUACCGUGUUAUGUUACGUGACAAGUUACCAAAAAAAAUUAAUUCCUAAUAAAAAUCUUUCAAUUGUUGAAGCUUCGGAAUUAAAUUUACCUGAAUUUGAGAACAAAGAUGUGGUGCUCGCUACUGGAAAUUUUUGUAUCGUUGAAGGCAUGGGCCAAAACGAUGAAAAAUAUUCCAUAUUAAAAAUUACCUUAAACGAUAUUGUUCGUUUUAAUACCCUUGAUCCUAACAAUUUAUCUGCAUUUCCGAUAUUAAUCAACAUGACGGCAUUAGUUCAAGAAGACCCAGAAAUCAAUAACAAAGAUGUAGUCGUUAAUGUUUUGAUCAAAAAUUAUGUGGACCAAGAUUCUGUAAUCUAUAUUAACGACGAACUCAUGAUAACCGAUAAUGAUAACAUAGUUCAUAUUUAUGCUGUUUCAUUUCCGAAAUACCAGAAAUUAAAUACAAUUACAAAAAAUAACUUGAUGCAAUUUUCAUGGGAAUCGACUGACCAAAAUAAUACGAAUCAGCAAAAUGCCUCCACCAUCGCUCAAACCAUAGCCACCAGAGUCAAAGGAAGCACCCGACGCAAAAAAACCACACUUAUUGCUAAACCAUAUCUUAAAACCAACUCUCGUCCAAAGGUUACCGAUUUGGCAAAUGAUCUUCUAAAUAAACCUUUGGAUUUGAAUACAUCUAAUCAAACUGCUACCGAAUAA